CAAACAGGGAAUGAUUUGACAAAAUGAUUUCAAGAUCACCUUUGAAUAACCUAUGCUUCAACAUAGGAAGACAAGCAAUAUUAUCCAACCAAAUCUUUUACCAUAGCUUCAAAGAAAAAUAUAUUGAAUCAUCAAAUAACAUUAAUUUAGACUUCUUACCUCAGUUACAUCAAAAUGGUCAUCUACAUGACCAAUUUAGCCUCAAUCAAAUCAUCUCAACCUGUGCAAAGUUGGGUUCUUUAUCAGUUGGAAUUCAAACCCAUUGCCAGAUUAUUAAAAUGGGGUUCGAUUCAAAUGUAUUUAUCAACACUGCUCUUGUUGAUAUGUACGGAAAAUGUGAUGUUGUUAUAGAAGCAGAGCAACUGUUUGAUGAAAUGCCUGAAAGAAAUGUUGUGACAUGGAAUGCUUUGAUUUCUGGUUAUUUGGAUACCCAUUACCCUGAAAAUGCGAUUUUGUUGUUUCUUGAAAUGUUAAGAGAGAGUAUUAGACCAACCCCGUCUAGCGUUUCGGCUGCGUUGGUUGGUUGUGCUCAGUUAGAAGCAUGUGAACUUGGGGCUCAGUUGCAUGGUUUGAUUUGGAAAAUUGGUUUUGCUUUGAAUGUUGUAGUUGGGACUGUUUUGAUUGAUAUGUAUUUGAAAUGUUUCGAUCUUGAGAUUUCGAGGAGAGUUUUCGAUCAAAUGACUGAAAGGAAUAUUAUUACUUGGACAUCAAUGAUUACUGGUUAUGGACGAAAUCGUUGCCCUUUUCAAGCUAUGAUUUUGUUCAAGGAAAUGUUGAAGUUGGGAAUUAAAGCCAAUUGUGUUACAUAUACGAGUUUGUUGAGCUCGUUUACUUGUUCAGAUUACUUGGUUCAUUGUGAGCAGGUCCACUGUCAUGUAAUACAGCAAUGUUUUCACACUAACCAUUAUUUGGUGGUGUCGCUGUUGUCUGCUUAUUCAGAGUGUAGUUGUAGCUUAGAGGAUUUUCGUAAGUUGUGCUCUGACGUUGUGAAAUGGGAUGAAAUCUCCUGGAAUGCAGUUAUUUCCGGUUUCUCUAAUUUAGGAGUUGGUGGAGAAGCCUUUUCUUGCUUUUCAAGAAUGAGGCGGGCUGGUUUUACUGUUGAUCAGUACACUUUUGCGAGCAUUUUGAAAGCAAUAGGGAACAUUUCUGGCCUGGAGGAGGGAAUGCUGACCCAUUGUCUAGCUCUGAAAACAGGAUAUGCUUCUGAAGUUGCCAUACAAAACGGGCUUGUUUCCAUGUAUACAAGAUGUGGUAGACUUGAAAAUGCCGAGAAAAUUUUCUCAUCAAUGGAGGAACGAGACCUCAUAUCGUGGAACUCACUUCUUACAGGGUGUGCACAUCAUGGUUAUGGUAGGGAUGUGAUUGUAAUGUUUGAAGAAAUGAGGAGAUGUGGUAUUAAACCAGAUCUAACCACAUUCCUUGCUGUAUUUUCAGCAUGUAGACAUGCUGGCCUGCUCGACGAAGGGCUUAAAUAUUUUGAUCUGAUGAAGAAUGACAAUUCUCUACCACCACCAAAGCUAGAGCAUUAUGCUUGCAUAGUCGACAUCUAUGGUCGUGCUGGUCAUCUACAUGAAGCAGAGGACUUCAUUAACAAUAUGCCAAUAGAGCCAGGACCUUCGGUUUAUAAAAGUCUACUGAAUGCUUGCCAACUACACGGCAAUAAGGGACUUGCUGUGAUUUCUGCCAAGAAGCUUGUUGAACUUUGUCCCAACGAUCCUGCAACGUACGUAUUGCUAGCAAAUAUGCUAGCAUCGGAAGGGAAUUGGAAUGACGCAGAGGGACAACGCAAGCUUAUGUUGGAUAGAGGAUUGAGUAAGAAACCUGGUUAUAGUUGGCUAUAAUUUACAAUAGGGUGGCAUCGUUACCAAUUUACAUGUUGCUAACGUUGUCGCAGACAAAAGCCUGGUAUUUAAGUGAAGAAAAAUAAAAGGUCGGACCCUUUAUCCACCGAGUUUCUAAUUGUGCACCACUGGCUCUUAGGAAUUUCAAGAUUAUCCUUUACUCGUUGACAUAACAUGAUACUAUGACAAGUGAAGUCUUUCGUCUCAACAAUUGUAGGCUACUAAAAUGGGAACCAAUCUGUACAUAUUGACUCUCAUUUGAUAGCUGUAGGUACUAGCUGAUUUGGCUGACAAUGAGAGACAAGGGUGAAUUUUUUAUUUUUUUUUUGUUUCCCCAUCCGGUGUCCGGGCGUUGGAGCCCGACUAAUCCAGAUUCGCGUCGUGUAGGGCCAUUUGAGGGGAAGCACUCCC
Molecule: messenger RNA, 2252 nt
Organism: Solanum dulcamara
Lineage: Eukaryota; Viridiplantae; Streptophyta; Magnoliopsida; Solanales; Solanaceae
Product: pentatricopeptide repeat-containing protein At1g11290, chloroplastic-like
Exons: 1
Coding region: 24-1841 (605 amino acids)
Biological process (GO): RNA modification
Molecular function (GO): protein binding; RNA binding
Source: RefSeq, a predicted model, not a curated record